ACAUAGGCGCGAGCACGUCAACAUACAAGCUAGAAGCACAGUCUUUGCUUGCGAUAGUAGUAGUGCUCACAGCGAAUGAAAUAAGCUCCAAGCACAGACACCUACCAGAAGCGUAAUCGGCGGUUUGUGGCAUAUAGCUCUGUCGCAGAUAACUGAUCGCUUGAAAUCAUGCUGGACUGACUGAAGAGAGGCUACUACAAUCAAUGGCUUAGCUUUGAAAUCGUUCACAAUUUAUUGCAAAGGAGUGUGUGAAACAGAACGAUAGCGAGGGGGCGAGAUAGCGCGCGCGAAUUAAACAGAGGUGAGAGAGAGGUGGACAUAAUCUUUCAACGAUGGAACUUACAAUGGAAAACAUUGGAAAUUUGCACGGCUUAUCUCACUCUCAUCAAACGGGCGACUUAAUGAAUGCUCAGCACCACGGGAGGCAAUCCUCGGCGUCGCAUCGGAACUUGGUGUCGCACGGGCGGUCAGCCAUGGUGUCCAGUAUGGCCUCAAUAUUAGAGGGAGCUGGGGAGUACCGCACAGACCACGCGUUGUCUGGUCCCUUGCACCCCGCCAUGACAAUGUCUUGCGACUCCGGGAUGAGCCUGAGCAGCACUUACACCACGCUGACGCCGCUGCAGCACCUGCCUCCCAUAUCCACGGUCUCGGAUAAAUUUCACCACCAUCCCCACCCACACGCCCACCACCACGCGGCGCAUCAGCGACUCACCGCCGGCAAUGUCAGCGGCAGCUUCACCCUCAUGCGGGAUGACAGGAGCCUUGCCUCCAUGAGCAACCUCUACGGUCACUACCCCAAAGACAUGUCUGGCAUGGGUCAGCCACUGUCCCCUCUAUCUAAUGGCCUCGGGUCUUUGCACAACUCUCAGCAGACUCUUGGUGCCUACGGUCCAGGCGCCCACCUCUCCAACGACAAGAUGCUCUCUUCCGGAGGCUUCGAGUCUCACGCGGCAAUGCUGUCCCGGAGCGAGGAACACCUGGCUCGGGGAUUGGGGGGGCACGGGGCUGGGAUCAUGUCAUCCUUGAACGGUAUGCACCAUCACAGCCAUCCGCACUCUCAGGCUAACGGUUCCAUGCUCUCUGACCGGGAGAGGCAGACGGUAGGGGGAGGGCAGGGAGGUGGGUCGGGGCAGGUGGAAGAAAUAAACACCAAGGAGGUGGCACAAAGAAUAACGGCGGAGCUCAAGCGCUACAGCAUUCCCCAGGCCAUCUUUGCCCAGCGGAUCUUGUGUCGGUCCCAGGGAACCCUGUCUGAUCUGCUGAGGAAUCCUAAACCUUGGAGUAAACUCAAGUCUGGCCGGGAAACCUUCAGGAGGAUGUGGAAGUGGCUGCAGGAACCCGAGUUCCAGAGAAUGUCUGCGCUCAGACUAGCGGUAGCCCGGCCUCUGCGGGAGAGAGUCGCACCGCACCCAAUUUCAGAUCAACCCCAUUCAGGUCAUCGAUCCCAGGCAGACCGGUUGGCUGCACGCUUGCAAGCGCAAGGAGCAAGAGCAGCACAAAGACCGCAACAUGGCGCCCAAAAAGCAGAGGCUGGUCUUCACGGACCUGCAGCGCCGCACGCUCAUCGCCAUCUUCAAGGAGAACAAGCGUCCAUCCAAGGAGAUGCAGAUCACCAUCUCCCAGCAGCUGGGCCUGGAGCUCAACACCGUCAGCAACUUCUUCAUGAACGCCCGCCGCCGCUGCGUGGACCGCUGGCACGACGAGCACGGGACCAGCCCCAGCCAGCCGGGAACCUCCGCCAGCACCUUUUCCAAGGCCUGAGAGACCAGGGAGGAGCAACAUGUUGGCAUGGUGCUGGGGAGGGGUUACCCCCUGUGGCCCACUUCGUUCCCAAUAACCAUGUUGAUGCCUCCUCGUUGGUGUCGCGCAGCCAUCUCUUGGUCAGUCGUAACUGUAAUCACCACAGUCUGGAAGUCACACCACUGGGCUGUAAUGAAGCAAGUGAAACAUAAAGGUAACAUUAAGUCAGGUCCAAACGAGGACAAUCAUUUUUUUUGUGGUUUUUUUUGUGUGUUUUUUUUGCUUUCUGUUGAUGGUGUCGCUCUGUCAGGCACGUGAUACGUCGCUGUGUUUAAACAAUCUCAACCUCUAGCCUCAGCCAGCGAUCCUGUCAGGGAGUUGCUGCUGAAUCCCUCCCAGCACUACCCCUUCAUGUCUGCUUACUCCGUCCUCACGUUUCUCAUCUCUCCGCAUGGAAGAAACAUAGGAGGAAAGAAUGGCAAUAAAUCUGACAGCACACAGCCCUGUUAUCCCAGCUAGUUCUGUGCACAAGGCCAUCUUAGAUAAAAUAGCUCCCUGAAAAAAACAAAAGCUCAACCUCCCCUCUUUUCCCUCUCUCCACUCCUUCACCAAAGGUUUUCCCUGAUGGCCAGACAUUUCAGCAAGCCACUCCUAUCAUACGCCGGCAAACUAAUGAAUUGAAAAAUGAAUCGAUGCAGACAGGGAGUGGGAGCAGGGCCUUGACCCUUCUUGAAGGUGAAACAGAAGACGCUUGGCAGUAAAGAUACUCAGGUCUGCCCGGCUGCCCAGGUCUAUAUUUUUUGCACAGAUGUUGGAGGCCUGCAGGGAGACUGUCGUUGCUUGAGAGAAGCAGAAGCGUCUAUGUUUGUGACUGCCGGGGUGGCCAGGCGGCGAUACGCCAGGACAAGCUCUUUGUUCAGAAGGGAGCUGCUUUUCCCUAAUCAAUACAGAAACCAAGCGACGACACGGCCAGGCAGGCGUCAAGCCAACUGCAUUACAGCUGCUGCAGAGGAGAAUGUAAGAAGAGCACAUGGAACCCAAUGGAGGUGGCGACACAAUGACCUCACCGCGGCGUCAGCCCAGUCUGUUGGGACUGAUGGUGCCCCAGUGCCCCCUGCUGGUUAUAAGAGAAAACUGGCUUCUCUGUUCUAAGGCUGGGAAGAGAGUGGCACAGCAUGGUCAGGCCCUCAUAGCUCUGUGAAGGUAGAUCAAUAGUGAGCCAUUAUCCUACUGUGGUUCCUCAUUCAACAAGGCCAGGUGAACUAGGAGGAGGGGGAUGUUUAGCCACUGCCCAAUAGGCAGAUUUUAGCAAACACUCCAAAUAUGUUACCUUGAUAACACUCACCAAGCAAAUAGAUGACCUUGUGUCAGAACACACACGUUAAGGCAUUCAGAAGACAACACAGAAAUGCAUUUGUACAGCUGACGCAGAAGUAUGUGUCCAUUUUAUUCAGUGGACAGAGGAGGUUAAAAAUGGAUCCAGACACAUUUGAGGUGCUACAGAGAUUUAGUUUUUCAUAAUCGUUUCCACAUACAUUUUGGGGAGGCUUCCUGUUUUGAGACACGUACAGUAUAAUGAACCACCUGUUACCAAAUAUAUUGAUCUUCAGAUUUAAAAAAAAAAAAGCAAAUCUCCCGCUAGAUAUUCCCAGACAAGGGUUAAUAUCUGUGGCUAGCCUCCACACACUAAAAAUGCUACAAGAACUAGUGCCAAUGCUAACUGCCUUAAUGAUAAUCAGAGAACAUGGUACUGCAUUACACACAGCAACAGUUGUCCCACUGCUACUGAUGGGCGGUAUGUGCCAUAGCAAUCAGCAAUCAACUUUUAAGUGAAUUAGAAUUUACUUUUUCAGAAAAAAAGAACCAGAUUAUAAGGCGUACAAUACCAAACCUCAAAACCAGAAAAUCUACCACAAUAUGUGUUACAAAGAAAAGCCCACCACACAUACUGGACACAUUUUGAAACCAAGAAAUAUCUCCCUGUCCUCUCCUCUUUCCCCACUCCUGUUUCUCUUUUUCACUCUAUAAUAUUGAUGCGGGUAAUUAGUACCAUAGACACAAAGUUUCUAUUUCUUGUUACUUUUGUGCUCUGUUGUGCAUUAGUAAGGCACCUUCUUGAUAAAUGGAAAAAAAAAAAAAUUCAAGGACUUUUUAAAAGAAAAAAAAAGAGGGAUGCUGGGAUGGAGAAUAAUGAAGGACAUCUUGUUUUGCAUUAUAUGUGAAUAUUGAUGAGGAGACAUUUCCCAAGAGAAGGAGAAACCAGGGAGUUGGACUGUGUAUUCUGUUUUGGUGAUUCACGUCGGGCCGGCGGCCCGUACUUCAGCACUCCUUAAAUCAGAGCCCCAGAAAUGGGCUGUGAAAAGGGGACACAACAUAACCUCCAUACGACCUUGCUGAUUAUG
Molecule: messenger RNA, 4142 nt
Organism: Esox lucius (northern pike)
Lineage: Eukaryota; Metazoa; Chordata; Actinopteri; Esociformes; Esocidae
Gene: onecut3a
Product: one cut homeobox 3a
Exons: 3
Coding region: 333-1952 (539 amino acids)
Biological process (GO): regulation of transcription by RNA polymerase II
Cellular component (GO): nucleus
Molecular function (GO): DNA-binding transcription factor activity, RNA polymerase II-specific; RNA polymerase II cis-regulatory region sequence-specific DNA binding
Source: RefSeq, a predicted model, not a curated record